Messenger RNA from Pteropus alecto (black flying fox), 2287 nucleotides. RefSeq names its product nucleic acid binding protein 1 (gene NABP1). Gene Ontology annotation, molecular function: DNA binding. The transcript is spliced from 6 exons. The coding region runs from base 496 to 1110 and encodes 204 amino acids. Gene Ontology annotation, cellular component: SOSS complex. Gene Ontology annotation, biological process: mitotic cell cycle checkpoint signaling; double-strand break repair via homologous recombination; response to ionizing radiation. The record is from RefSeq and is a predicted model, not a curated record. NCBI's taxonomy places the organism in Eukaryota, Metazoa, Chordata, Mammalia, Chiroptera, Pteropodidae.
UCGGCAGUCGCUGUUUGGGACGCUUGGUGCGCAGCUGCUCAGUCUUUACUGCCGGUUCGCUGUGACAGUCGGUCCCCCUCCCGGAGCCCGGGAGAGAUUGGGCGCGCGCCCAUGUGUAUGUGACCGGGACUCAGAGCAGAGGCGUUCCCUCGCUGCCUUUUUUUCUGCCAUUUAUCCUAAGAAGGGGACGGUUCGCACGGUUGCCCUCUUGUCGCCCCGUUGGGAGCGGGGUUGGUGUGCGGAGUGGUUUGUCUUUUCUUUUUUUUUUCUUUUAAACUUGUGAGCGCUUUCUUUUUUUCUUUUUUUUCUUUUUUAAGGCUCAGUGCAGUCUGGGCUGUUUUUCUCGGUCCUUCACUAACUGCUUUCUGCCCCUUCUCUCGCCACCCCCGCCCAAGGUCGCCCUUCCACCCUCGCCCCUGGCCUGGGAGGGUGGGAAGCUUUGUCCCGCUCCCUUCCCACUCGCGUCUCCGCAGCCGUAGCCGCACCUGCCUCAAUAUGAAUGGGGUCAACGACCCACCUCUUUUUAUAAAAGAUAUUAAGCCUGGACUGAAAAACUUAAAUGUCGUCUUUAUUGUCCUGGAGAUAGGACGCGUGACCAAAACCAAAGACGGCCAUGAAGUGAGAUCAUGCAAAGUAGCAGAUAAAACGGGCAGCAUCACUAUUUCCGUGUGGGAUGAAAUCGGAGGUCUUAUACAGCCAGGGGAUAUUAUUCGGUUGACCAGAGGGUAUGCAUCUAUGUGGAAAGGAUGUCUGACACUUUAUACUGGAAGGGGUGGAGAACUUCAAAAAAUUGGGGAAUUUUGUAUGGUUUAUUCAGAAUUGCCAAAUUUCAGUGAACCCAAUCCAGAUUAUCGAGGACAACAAAACAAAGGGGCACAUAGCGAACAGAAGAAUAAUUCCAUGAAUAGUAAUAUGAGUACAGGUACAUUUGGACUAGUGGGAAACGGGAUUCAGAGUGGCCCAGAAUCAAGGGGAUGCCAAUUUUCAUAUGGUGGUAGAAGCAAUGGCCGGGGGCCUAUAAAUCCACAGCUACCAGGAACAGCUAAUAAUCAUACAGUCAUGACCACAAUAAGUAAUGGCAGGGACCCUCGGAGAGCCUUUAAAAGAUGACCUAUGCCAAAUACUCACAUGUAGUAUUUAAACUACAUGUCCUACUUGAACACUUAUUGCACUUUUAUUUAUUGUUAACUGUGAAAACUAUGUUCUUUAUGGUUUCCAUUUAUGUUUUUGGUUUGUUAACAAGCGCGGUUUGUUUUUAUAGCAAAACUGUUAAGCUGCUCAAGGCUCAUUGAAGAAUGGGAACAUGCUGAAAAAGUGGGGACAUUUAUUUUUAGAGCUAAAAGGUAUUUGGAUAUCCUCUAAAAAAACCACCCAUUUCAUGGGUGAGUUACUUAAGACCAUCAGCAGCGUAGCCUCUAUGAGUCUAUCUUCUGCAUACAUUUUGUAAUAUUUAAAAUAAGGCUUUGUGGGAGAUGUUCUCUGUCUUAAAUUCAGAUAUUGCCAACUAAAACAAUAACUACCAAAAAAAUAAGACCUCGGUCAAUGCUAACAGAUUUGUGAGUGUGACUCCAGAAAUGAUUGACUUCUUUGAGUGACUGCCAUUAUGAUUUUCCAAGGAUGGAAUCAUCUUAAACCGUUGUUUUAUUACCAAAAAACAUAUUCUUUACUAGAAUUAUGGAAUAGAAAGUGAACUGUAGGAUAACAAGUGAUUUUUUGAAGAGAGCUGCAUUUAUUUUAGGGUAGUCCUACUAAUAUUUGUUAUCAACUUUGUGCAUUACACUGAAGGAAAAUUUAAAACUUGAGGCCUUGAAUAUUUAUUUUUUGAAACCAUGUCAAAUAUUAAAGUAUAAUUUAAGAGAGUUAUAAAGUCAUAAACAUCUAAUUAUUUUUAAAAAUUAUGUGAGAAACAUAGUAAAGGCAAUUCAAAUUGAAUUCAUGGAGAAAUAUGCAGUCUUAAGUUAUAGGGUCCUAGGUACUUGCAAAAACAGCCUGGAGUAAAUAUCCUAGGUACUUCAUUUGAAGGGUGUGUAUGUGUGUAUGUGUGUUGUCAAGUUUUCUGAACACAGUUCACAAAGCCUUAUCAGCAAAAGUUUAGUCAUAGCUUUCUCAAAGAAGCGAAUACAGCUUUAUUCAGAGAUGUAAAGGUAGAGUUUAUUUAUGUGUUGUAAAUGAUCACUAGUUCCACUUUUUAUUGUAGGGGAGAUAACUGGUGAAAUUUUCCUUUGUUAGAAUUCAACUCAUUUUCAGUAUUAUCUCUUGAAUAAAAACUUGCAUUAAUAUUAACAGA